AUGGCCGCCAAGCUCCUGUCGCUCCUCGCGUUGAGAGGAGGCAUCUUCUCGCGGGACCAAUCGAUCGAGCCCGUGUGCAGAGAUCGGUUGGCAGAGGCGACGUGUGCGAAGGACCUUGCAGCCGCAGUCCCGAACGCUGUCAAUGGCUCCGCUUCUGUUGCCUCCUCGCAGGCGCUGGUCGAUGCGUGGGAACUCGUGAUGUCUACCUCGCAGGCAGAUAUUGCGGUGAUCUCUGGGAACGAUGUUGCGGUGGGGCGUUACCUCCCUUGCGCCUCCUCGCAGGGAUCGUCAGCCACGCUCGACGCCGUUGCUUUGGCGUUGGCGCAGAGGAUGAGCAGCCUGAGUCCACGGGCGGUCUGCAACACGGUCGAAACGUUUGCGGCGGUCGCCCAUGCGCCACUGGAGCUAAUGGACGCCGUCAUGGCAACGGUGGAGGAACGGGUCGACGAGUUUGAGCCGCGGGACCUUAUUUCUGUGGUCAAGCGGGCGCUCGUGAACAUGGCGUGGUCCUUCGCCGUGGCGGACCACCUCCCCACAAAUGGGCUGUUUGGAAGCAGCUUCGCGGCGGUGCUCAACGCGGCAGAGAACGAGCUAACUCAUGACGAAUGCCACCUGCUGCAUCAGUGGCGCACGUGGGUCUCGGACGAGCGCGGCGUGAUGGAGGCCCUUCCCCGGCCUACCGUAUGCCCCGACCCUGCCGAGUGUGUCGGUCCCAAGAGCGUGAUCGCCGGGUGCCACACAAGCAAGUUCGGAGAGCUGCCGCGCUUGCAACAGCAAAUCGGCGUGGCGCUCGAGCUGCUCGAGGCGGACCCGAUGCAGGACGAGGUGGACGGCGAGACGAGGCACGCCCUCGACUGGGCUGCCUUCCCGCGCAGGUCGUGGUAG
Messenger RNA from Emiliania huxleyi CCMP1516, 885 nucleotides. RefSeq lists its product as hypothetical. The transcript is spliced from 6 exons. The coding region runs from base 1 to 885 and encodes 294 amino acids. The record is from RefSeq and is a predicted model, not a curated record. Lineage: Eukaryota; Haptophyta; Isochrysidales; Noelaerhabdaceae.